GCGAAAAGCUUCUUAGAGAAGAAAGUCUCUUUUUGGCUUUGGAGAUUUGGUUCCCCCUUUUGUUUGAGAUUUCGAAGUUGAUUUCUUCACUGCGAUCUCUGUUACUGUGGUUACGAAUCGAGUGGAGCAUUGUACAUUUCUGCUCUUGUUUUUGUUUCGGUUGUGUUCUACCGUUUAGAUUCGGAUUGAACGAGGUGAAAUUGAUGUUUGGUUGUCAUGUUCACGGAAGGACUUGAUAAUAAUGCCCUAAGAUGGGUUCGAGAGAAGGAAGUGACAUUUUCGAAUUCUAAUCUGAGACCUAGAAUGGAUCCGAUUACUAACAUCCGAAGUGGUGGACGAGGUUUUGGUUUGCCGCCGCCGGCGAAAUUCAGAAGUGGACACCUGCCGUCGACUGCAAUUCCGGUGUCAAGUACACUUCCGAGGGGUGUAGAUGAUAGUGCCUCUGCUUCUGAAAAUGACAUGAGCACUGAGUCGGCGGAGGAUGCUUACGGAGGGAAGUACUCACUGGAUUCUUCGCCUCAAGAUGAAAGAGUUCCUGGUGGCACUGGUCAUAGAUAUGGAAAUACGGCUCAAAGGCGGCCGCGUUAUGCCAGUGAUUAUACGUAUUCUGAUGUUAGCUCAUCGAGGGACACUAUUGUGGGUAGGCAAGUGAAUGGUGCAGAGAGGUUGGCAGGAGCCAACGGGAGAUAUCCAGUUGGGAGGAAUGGGUACGUUGAGGAUGAGUCGUCAGAUUCAGCUGCUAGCUCAGAGUAUUCUACUACUCAAGCUGGAAGCAUCAGUGGUGGUGUGUCUCAGAGCAGAACAUAUGUUUCUGAGGGGUAUAAUUCGAGUGUGCCCUCUAGGGUCAAUGGGGACAGUGCUGCCCGGAAGGACUUGCAUUUUAGAAAAAUGCAAAAUGAGAAGAUUUCUGAUGAUGAUCUCCCUAGUGCACCGCCAUUUUCUAGUACUGCCCAGGAAAUUGAACAAGGUGAGCAUAUGCCUGCAUCUGGAAUGCAUGGUACCUCAUCUGCCGCAAAUUCAAGAGAGCCAAAUGCCUUGAAAUCUAUGUCUGGGGUUAAGCCAGAGUGUAAUGCCAGGAACAGUAAAUCUGAUGAGUUCAUAAGAGCUGGAGCUGGUGAAGAAGCAGCAGCUGUGUCUUCAGGUGCUCCUCCAGCUCGCCUCCCAACUCUUCAUGCUAGCGCUCUUGGGCCAUGGCAUGCAGUAAUUGCCUAUGAUGCAUGCGUGCGGCUUUGCCUUCAUGCUUGGGCUGGAGGUUGUAUGGAAGCUCCUAUGUUUCUGGAAAAUGAAUGUGCAGUGCUACGUGAAGCAUUUGGGUUACAGCAAGUCCUGCUGCAGUCAGAGGAGGAACUAUUGGCUAAGCGCUCAUCAGAACUUAUAAGUGAGGCUGCUGCUCCAAAACCUAAGAAAAUUAUCGGCAAGAUGAAGGUGCAAGUGCGCAAAGUGAAGUCAACUUUAGAUCCGCCAACAGGGUGUAGUAUUUUAUCUCUAAGGGCACCAACAAUUAAACUGGAAACAAUACGAUUUCACUUGUCCAGUUUGCAGUCAACUCUCUCUUCUAGAUGGCAAGCCCUUCGAAAGAUUCGUGUAGCACCUCGUUUGCCUGCAAAUGGUUCUUUUUCACGUCACAGUUUGGCAUAUGUGCAUGCUGGAACUCAGUAUAUAAAGCAGGUCUCUGGCCUCCUAAAAAGUGGUGCGACAAGUCUACGCAAUAGUUCAACAUCCUAUGAAGUAAUGCAAGAAACCUAUUCUUGCAUGUUAAGACUGAAAAGUUCAACUGAAGAAGAUGCCAUAAAGAUGCAACCUGGAUCUGGUGAAACACAUGUCUUCUUCCCAGAUAGUCUUGGAGAUGAUCUCAUUGUCGAAAUACUGGAUUCCAAGGGCAAGCAUUUUGGCCGUGUCCUUGCACAAGUGGCUACCGUUGCUGAAGACCCAGCUGACAAGCUGCGCUGGUGGUCUGUCUAUCAUGAGCCAGAACAUGAACCAGUUGGAAAGCUACAGCUACAUAUAAAUUAUUCAACGAGUGCAGAUGAAAGCAGUCAGCCAAAGUGUGGUUCUGUUGCAGAAACAGUUGCUUAUGACCUUGUCUUGGAAGUGGCCAUGAAGGUUCAACAUUUUCAACAAAGAAAUUUGCUGUUGUAUGGUUCAUGGAAAUGGCUAUUAACAGAAUUUGCCUCAUAUUUUGGGGUUUCUGAUGUCUACACUAAGCUGCGUUAUCUUUCCUAUGUGAUGGAUGUUGCCACACCUACAGCUGACUGUCUCACCCUGGUGUAUGAGUUGUUAAUGCCUGUUGUCAUGAAGGGAAACGGGAAGAGCACGUUGAGUCAUCAAGAGAACCGUAUCUUGGCAGAAACCAAAGACCAGAUAGAGCAGAUCCUCUCUCUAGUUUUUGAGAAUUAUAAGUCUCUCGAUGAAUCAUCACUCUCUGGUAUUCUGGAUGUCUUCAAGCCUGCAACUGGACUUGCAGCUCCUGCACUGGAACCUGCAGUUAAACUGUAUACUCUUCUUCAUGACAUUUUAUCUCCUGAGGCACAGACUAAUAUGAGCCACUAUUUUCAGGCUGCUGCAAGAAAAAGAUCCAGAAGGCACUUGUCUGAGACAGAUGAAUUUGUCAGCAACAAUAAUGAGCCCAAUUUCUUGGAUCCUGUUGCCAUGUCUACUGCUUACCAAAAGAUGACUUCUCUUUGUGUGAACAUCAAAAAUGAGAUUUUUAUUGACAUUGAGAUUCACAACCGACAUAUACUUCCAAGCUUUCUAGACCUCCCAAAUUUAUCUGCUUCCAUUUACAGUACGGAGCUUUGUAAUAGACUUCGUGCAUUCCUUCUUGCAUGUCCCCCAUCUGGCCCUUCACGCCCUGUGGCAGAACUUGUUGUUGCAACAGCAGAUUUCCAGCGGGAUCUUGCCAACUGGAACAUAAGUCCUGUAAAAGGUGGAGUUGAUGCAAAAGAGUUAUUCCACUUGUAUAUCAUGCUCUGGAUUCAAGAUAAACGCCUUUCUCUGCUUGAAUUGUGUAAAUUAGACAAGGUAAAAUGGUCCGGAGUUAGGACUCAGCAUUCAACUACUCCUUUUGUUGAUGAAAUGUAUGAGCGGUUGAAAGAGACCUUGACUGACUAUGAAGUCAUCACAAGUCGAUGGCCGGAAUAUGUUUUUGUUCUGGAAAAUGCCAUUGCUGAUGUCGAGAAAGCAAUAGUGGAAGCUUUGGAUAAGCAAUAUGCAGAUGUCCUAUCCCCACUGAAGGAAAAUCUUGCACCUAAGAAAUUUGGCCUCAAGUAUGUGCAGAAACUUACCAAACGAUCAGUAUGUUCCUAUACAGUUCCUGAUGAGCUUGGAAUCCUACUGAAUUCCAUGAAAAGGAUGCUUGAUAUCCUACGCCCUAAGAUAGAGGCACAGUUUAAAUCCUGGGGUAAUUGCAUUCCUGCUGGCAGGAACACAGCUCCCGGUGAGCGUCUCAGUGAAGUCACAGUGAUGUUGAGAGCCAAGUUCAGAGGUUACGUGCAAGCUGUUGUUGAAAAACUUGUAGAGAAUACCAAAUUGCAGAAUGCAACAAAACUGAAAAAGAUUCUACAAGAUUCAAAAGAAACGGUUGGAGAGUCUGAUAUCCGAAGCAGAAUGCAGGCACUGAAAGAUCAGCUAAUAAAUAUGAUAAAUCACCUUCAUACUGUGUUUGAGACCAAUGUCUUCAUUGCAAUCUGUCGUUGGUACUGGGACCGGAUGGGGCAGGACGUUCUAAGUUUCUUGGAGAACAGGAAAGAAAAUAAGUCGUGGUAUAAAGGCUCCAGACUUGCUGUAACCAUUCUGGAUGAUACCUUUGCAUCACAGAUGCAGCAGCUUCUUGGUAACGCACUACAGGAGAAAGACCUGGAGCCACCAAGAUCUAUCAUGGAAGUGCGCUCAAUGCUCUGCAAGGAUGCCCCCAAUCACAAGGACAACGGAUACUACUACUAGACACCGUUAUUUACAGAUAACGUCAUGUUAUGACGAAACAAUGGUGCCUGUGGAAUAUGUGGUGGAGGACAGGUUGCCGUGAGAUGACUACAUUUAGUCAUAAGAAUUUACAGCGUCUUGGGUCUCUAGCUUUUCCAAUUUUGCGAGGAGCAAGUUGCUCAGCUGCUCUACCAUAAAGAUACAUAUUUGCACAUAACAUAUAGAAAUACUAAGAAAAUUGAUUUUUCUUCCCCCUCCGUGCAUGCUUAAUAUAUUCGUUCGUUCAUA
This is a messenger RNA of Rubroshorea leprosula, 4209 nucleotides long. The record is from the annotation of a GenBank genome assembly. Lineage: Eukaryota; Viridiplantae; Streptophyta; Magnoliopsida; Malvales; Dipterocarpaceae.